Messenger RNA from Populus trichocarpa (black cottonwood), 935 nucleotides. Its product is annotated as outer envelope pore protein 24A, chloroplastic. The record is from RefSeq and is a predicted model, not a curated record. Gene Ontology annotation, biological process: regulation of monoatomic ion transmembrane transport. Bases 71 to 709 code for a protein of 212 amino acids. Gene Ontology annotation, molecular function: voltage-gated monoatomic cation channel activity. The transcript is spliced from 3 exons. Lineage: Eukaryota; Viridiplantae; Streptophyta; Magnoliopsida; Malpighiales; Salicaceae.
CUUACCAACGACCAGUUUAAAUUGGAGGCACCUAUAAUCCUCUCUCCUUGUCUUUCUCGUUUUUCACGAAAUGAAGGCGUCUUUAAAGGGCAAGUAUGAUAAUGACAAAAGCAGCACCGCUGCUACUGUCGCCUUCAACGCCGGCGAUGUUAAGCUCCGGGCUUCCAUAACUGACGCCACAGUCGUCAACGGCCCUAGCUUAAACGGCCUGGCUUUAGCUGUCGAGAAACCUGGCUUCUUCAUAAUUGACUACAACGUUCCGAAAAAGGAUUUUAGGUUUCAGUUUAUGAACUCAGUUAAGGUUGUGGACAAGCCCUUGAAUUUGACAUACAUUCAUUGUAGAGGGGAUAACCGGACUAUUUUGGAUGGGACUCUUGUGGUUGAUUCAGCGAACAAGAUAUCUGCUAAUUAUAUGCUCGGUACAGAGAAUUGCAAGUUGAAGUAUACCUAUGUGCAUGGAGGACUGACUUCGUUCGAGCAAUGUUAUGAUUUUGCAAAGAAUUCAUGGGAUUUUGCUGGAUCUCGAAAGGUUUAUGGUGAUGAUGUGCUCAGGGCUGUGUAUCAAACGUCAAGCAAGAAUCUGGGCAUGGAGUGGUCAAGGAAUUCAAAGCUGAAUGGGAAUUUCAAGGUUUCUGCAUCCAUCAAUUUGGCUGAGGAGUCAAAAAUGCCAAAAUUAACUGCAGAGAGCACAUGGAACUUUGAGAUGUGAUGCAUUUCAUCAGUAUUCUUUCCUGGUUGUAACAUUUACCGGUUGUUUUGACAAACAGCUCCACCUUUGGUUGUGCCCAUGAUUGCUUUAAGCUUAUUUUUGUCCUUGAAUAUUGUCUAUAAUUAUAAAUUGAACUGAUCACCUGGUCAGGGGCAGCUCUGUGGCACCGUUUGUCAAACUGUUAAAUCUCUCUUUUGAAACAUGCGUGCGGUCACUUUUGUUGCAA